UACAAGUCCCACGAAUAACCCAACACUAACUCAAAAUAUUUUCGCUAUGGUUUUUGUUUAAUAAUUUCGUGUGUGAAACGGUGAUGUUAUUGAUUAUUUAUUGCAUUUAAUGCACCGGCCAGUUGGGACACGUCGAAUUCCGCCGGAGGACUCUACGGAUUUCGAACACGGAGGCAGUGAAAAAGUUUUGUUUACCUUUUUUUCGAUAUCCCAGAGUUCUGCGAUUCCCGUGCCCGUGUGUGUGUGUGUGUGAGCUGAUGUGCAAAAAUGGAAAUGCAUUCUCAAUAAAAUAAAACAAAUAAAUGUGCCAAUUCGCAAAAGAAAAUUGUAUGCUAAAGCUGCGCACAUGGAAAAUGUGCCCGAUAUUUCCACCAGCGCUUCGUCUUCUUCUUGUAGUUCUACUUCCACACUAAAACUUCAAAGCCAAAUCAAUUCCAAAAAUGUCCUAAUCCGAUCGCAGAGCAGCGGCAAGCUAAGCAGCAAUGAAGCUAAAUCGGCGAAGACAACAGCAGCAACCAGUACAACGACGACUCUGCGAGCGGCCAAGCUCAAGAUCGGUGCCAUGCAACAGCAGAAGCAGCAGCACCAGCAGCAGCAGCAGCAACAACAGUCAACGAACGGCAGCAACAUUAUACUGCUGCGCGGUACACGCAACGAGAAUGGCCAGAUUAUCAUCCAGAACAAACAGGACAUACUUAGCCUGCUCAGCGAACAGCAGCAGCAGCAGGAGAAGAGCCACUCGUCCACGGCCAUCACGCUCAAUCAACUGCCCACAGCCACAACGGUGGCCAGAAAAACUAUUGUACAGAGCUCGAGUGCCAGCAGCAGCAGCAGCAGCAGCAACAGUAGCAGCAGCAGCAGCAACUCCACCAUUUCUAUUGUGGCCAGCGGCAACAACAAGGAGGCCAGCAGCAACACGAUCCUUCUGCAAACGCCCAUCAAUGCCAGUCAGUUGGAGAGCGUUUUAAAGGCCCAGGAGCGUUCCAAGCAGGCAAAUGCCACUCACACCAAGCUGGUGGAGCGUCCCUUUAUGCUGAAACAUGCCUCUCGCAGCCUCAGCUCUGAGAGCAACUGCGACACCAAGUCGCCCUUUGUUUUGCAAACGCUGAAGCGUCUGGAGAAGUCCCAAUCCAUACUGGUCAUACGCAACUCAUCGGCCACUUCCGCUGCAAGCAACACUUCCAUGGCCACUUCGCCGCCAAAUGGCAAUAGUAUUCUAAGUGUGACACGCACCUCGAAGGCGGCCAAGGGCGUGGCAGGAGCGCUGCACAAGCUCAAGGCAGCGGCAGCAACAACAGCCACCAACGGUGGAGCAAUAUCGGCCACAUCAUCGACGGCCACCACCAUACUGAGGCUGGGAAAAAGUGCCACCACUUUGGCCAUUAACGGAGGCAGCAAGCUAGAGGCAACGACAACCACAACGGCAACAACAGCAGCAGCAGCAGCAGCUCCAGCGACAACGACAACAUCAAAUAAAUUGUGCAACGCGGUGACAACCGAGCAGCAGCAGCAGCAGCAACAAUCGACAACAACGCAAACGAAUGUGCCACUUGGGAACGAUGGCGAACCCAUCAAGCUGCCCGACAAUUUGGAGAGCCUGCCAAGAGCCGACAGUUUUCCAUCACAGCGCCAUCGUUGGAAUACAAAUGAGGAAAUCGCUGCGAUUCUUAUCAGCUUUGAUAAGCACGGCGAGUGGCAGUCCAAAGAGGUCCGAACCAGACCCAAAAGCGGAUCGCUGUUGCUGUACUCAAGGAAGAAGGUUCGAUAUAGACGUGAUGGCUACUGCUGGAAGAAACGCAAAGAUGGCAAGACAACGCGCGAGGAUCACAUGAAACUUAAAGUACAAGGCACUGAGUGCAUCUAUGGUUGUUAUGUACACUCGGCCAUAUUGCCCACAUUUCAUCGCAGAUGUUACUGGCUGUUGCAGAAUCCGGACAUUGUUUUGGUGCACUAUCUAAAUGUCCCGUAUCCGGAUGAUAAUAAAAUGGCCGUGAUUGCGCCCAGUAUCACACUUUGGGGCGAUAAAAAGGAGUGGACCAAGGAGGAACUGGUCAGCCAGCUGAAACCCAUGCUCUCCACAGUUAAUUCGGAUGAUGACUCCGACUCGGGCAACGACAUAGAAAUAUCGACGGCGGAGACCGUAGAGUCGAUUGUUUGCCAGCUGAUGGAGAAGCAGCGACUGUCGCGCCAGGCUGCGUUGGUCAAGCAGCUGGACUGCGGAUGCGGAGAUGGAGGCUGUGCGGAUGGGAAGACCUGCACGCAUCCCGUGAUGCGGCGAUCGGCAGCCAUGCUGAAGUCCUCGGUGCAGGAGAAGCGGCUGGGCGAGCCCUUCAACGGCAACACGCCCAACGUGGUGGUGGCCAGCAAGCUCUACUCCCGCUGGGCGGAUCGGCCCAGGCAGCAUCUGGACAACCAUGGCCAGUUCCACAAUGUCACGCAGCAGUUGCCGCAGGAGUCGGCCAUCAAGUUCCAGAUCAUUCCGCCGCAGCAGCAGCAUCAGCAGGAUGGGAACUACCAGCAGCAGCAGCAGCAGCAGUAUCGAGGAGCCAGUCAAAUGCUGGCCGCAAGAAGCAAUCUGGUGAUGCAACAACAGCAGCAGCAGCAACACCAACAGCAGCAGCAGCAGCAGCAAUACCACCAGCAACAACAACAACAGCAACAGCAGCAGCAGCACUUGAGCCUGCAGCGAUUUGUUGCCAGUCAAAGCCAGAAUUCAUUGCAUCUCAAUCAGCAGCACAGACUGCAAAUAGCCAAUACAACGAUCACAGCCACAGCCAGAGAUCCUGCAACGACCUCAGCAGCAGCAGCAGCUGCAGCAGCGGCAGCGGCAGUCGUGGCCUCAAAUGUUAUGGACACCGAACUAAUUGAAAAUCAAAACCACAUGACCGCAAGCAAAAUCACAAACUCCAGCAGCAGCAGCAAUGCCAGCAAGCAAUUAGCAGCUCAAACAAACAACGAAUUAAAUGUCGUAAAUAAUAACGACCCCGGCAACAAUAACUUUAUGUACAAUCAACAGCAGCAACUCAAUGCUUCCAGCAACAGCAGCCAGCAGCAACAGCAGCAGCAGCAGCAACAUUAUUAUAAAUUGCAACAGACAACAGCAACGCCAAGCAGUGGUCAGCCGCCUCCUCUGGCGCAAGUGCCACCCCUUUUAGUGGCCCUGGCCCAACCCCCCGUGGAGGCCAUGUGCAUGUCACCCGAGCAUCGCAUCAGCAGCAGCAGCAGCAGCCAUCCCCCAACUGCAACGUCUUCCGCUGGCAAUGUCAACCCCUGCACACCCACACCCACAAUCACAUCCAGAUCCACACCCACAUCGGGCACUUCGUCCACUUCGAGUUCCUUACAAUCGAUUAUCGAUGGCAAUCAGCAGCAACAAAUUACAACGACGUCGACGGCAGCAACUUGUGAUAAUUUAAUGAGCGCCAAUGCGCUCUCUGAGCAGGACGGCAGCAACAAUCAGGCCACAGAAGCCCCCAAGCCCCUGAAUCAAAAUGGUUGUGCCACCUUCAGUGCUUCCAGUGAUAACAGCAGCCAAAUUAGUGACGAGAGCAGCAGCUUUGGCGGCAACAAUCAAAACAACAGCAGCAGCAACAGCUGCAGCAGCAGCGAGGAGGAGCCCCCGGCGGAAACACUUAGUUUCUUCAAUGAGACCCUCGAUUUGUCCCACGAGGAUAUUCAGCGCACUCUGAUUGCCAAUAUGCCGUACAAUGCGACAGCAGCAACCGCAGCAGCAGCUGCAUCUAGUGCAACGACGACUAGUGCAACAGGCGACAGCAAACCCAAAAACACUCAAAAGGAGGUGCAAAAGAAACCAGACCCCGAAACCGAGGUUGAGGAGGACGAAACGGACGAUGUGUUUGCCAAUCUGGAUGCCUUCGACAUGCUCGUGGAGUUUCCCGAACUUGAUCUGGAUGACAAGCAGGCCCUGAAUAACACCGCCCUGGAGCAGGGCUCCUAUUUGGGCGAGGCAACGCAGCCAUCGCAGCCGCGCAAGGUACACAACAUAUGCGACUUUAGUCCCGAGUGGUCGUACACGGAGGGAGGCGUCAAGGUUCUAGUGGCCGGACCCUGGACAAGCUCAAACGGCGGCGCCUACACGGUGCUCUUUGAUGCCCAGCCUGUGCCCACGCAACUGGUGCAGGAUGGAGUGCUGCGUUGCUAUUGCCCUGCCCACGAGGCCGGAUUUGUGACCCUGCAGGUGGCCUGCGGCGGCUUCCUCGUCUCAAACUCCGUGAUGUUCGAGUACAAGCUGUCGCUGCUGGCCGAUGCUCCCUUCGAUGCCAGCAGCUCCAACGAUUGCCUGUACAAGUUUACGCUGCUCAAUCGCCUGUCCACCAUCGAUGAGAAGUUGCAGGUGAAGACGGAGCAGGAGCUCACGACCGAUCACACUGCUCUGUAUCUGGAGCCCAAUUUUGAGGAGAAGCUGGUGGCCUAUUGCCACAAGCUGAUCAAGCACGCCUGGAGCAUGCCCAGCACUUGUGCCUCCUGGACAGUGGGAUUGCGUGGCAUGACCCUGCUCCAUUUGGCCGCCGCCCUGGGCUAUGCCAAACUGGUGGGCGCCAUGCUCAAUUGGCGCGCGGAGAAUCCACAUAUCAUACUCGAAACGGAACUGGAUGCCCUCAGCCAGGAUGUCUACGGCUUCACUCCGCUCGCCUGGGCCUGCGUGCGUGGCCAUGUGGAGUGCUCGCUGUUGCUCUACAAGUGGAACCACAACGCCCUGAAGAUCAAGACCCAGGCGCAACAGACGCCUCUCGACUUGGCCAACAUGCGGGGCCACAAACAUCUGCUAGCGCAGAUGUUUCGGCUGGAGAAGGAGCGCUGCCGGAAGCCACAACUGCGUGGUGGCCUGGCCAAUCUGUCCAUGAACAUGGGCGUGGAAGCGGAGACGGAGGCGGAGCAACACCAGAGCUUCAGUGGCUUCGACUUGGAGAUCCAGCGCAAGCAUGAUGGGGUGUUCCUGAGACCAGUUGCUGUGCAUAGCAAUCAGAGUCCACCGAACAACAGCAGUCGUUACUCCAAGCGAUCUUCCAUAGACAGUGGCAUUAACAUGGAUAUACGCAGCAAAUCCGGCAAACCGCUGGUUAGGCUUCAUAGUAACUUUGAGAGCCAUGACAACUAUGCUCUGGGCGUUGACUCGCCGCUGGACUCGCUUACUGGGACCAACUGUCUGCUGUCGCCGCUGCGGAAGAUGGACUUUGCCCUCUGCGAGGUAUCCACGGGCGAAUCGAGUCCCGUGCACGACAAAGACAUCGAUUGCGACGACAACUCGACGAGCGCGACCGACGUGACCAUUGGCAAUGACUUGGCCCUGCCCGAUGCCGUUGUAGGGGAUUCCGAUGCCAAAGUGCUGACACUAGCGGAGCACAUAAUAGCAGCCAUGCCCGAAAGGAUUAAGAAUGAAGCCGAUGAAAUGAUGGUGCUGGGCAGUCCCUUAACAGAACCAUUGACUUCCGAAUCCUCGGCGCUGACGGAUAGCUUUAUGGAUCCCCUGCUCGAUUCGCUGCCCAAUACACACUUCGACAGCGACUUUAGCUUUGACUUCCAUGACCAUGGCUAUCGCUAUCACGAUGUCAGCACACCCUGCUCCAGCCUGAGUCCAGCCAGUUCGGGACCGCUGCAGUCGCCUGCCAGCUAUUCCAUACUGGGAACAGAUCCCUCUGUCAGCUCACCCAGUCCGCCGCCAUCAACCAAGCAGUUGACGGAGUUCCUGCACGCCUCCAGCAUCUCGCAGUAUCCCUUCGAGGCGGACUUCUCCAAGCUCACCCUCACGGACACGGAGCAAAGGGAGCUGUACGAGGCGGCCAAGUGCAUUCAGAAGGCCUACCGCUCGUACAAGGGCCGCCAGAAGCUCGAGGAGCAGAACAAGGAACGCAGUGCCGCUACUGUCAUUCAGAACUACUACAGGCGGUACAAGCAGUAUGCCUACUACAGGCAGAUGACCAACGCCGCCUUGGUCAUCCAGCAUGGCUAUCGCUCCUAUCGUCGCAACAAGCGAUUCAAGAAGAGCGGCCUAGGCCUGGGCAGCGCCAGUGAUCACGGCAGUGUGAGCAGCAACUCGCAGUGCCUGUCCAGCUUCUAUGAUCACUACAAGCAGGAUCAGCAGCAGCUGCACGAGCUGGGCUCACAGCCUAGCACGCCCAAGGAAACGAGUCCUUCGGGUCCCUUGAAGCGAACCUACUCACAGUCCACCCAGAAUCAAGCUGCCAGAAAAAUCCAACAGUUUAUGAGACAAUCACGCAUCAACAUUUGGGAUGGCAAUGUGACGACUUUGACUACAGAAAGAGCGAGCCGAAAAAGAGAAGCUGGUGCACCAACGCAGGGCGGAAUACCUUCAAAACUUGCAGUUUCAAGGGCAGCAGGAAAUGUUGGUGUGCCACGAAAAUAACAUUUCUGCUCGGAGCAGUGGCAACACCAGUGCGAGCAGAAACAACAACAACAAUCUACACCAAAUACAAUCCAAUCAGUGAGGGUCAACUGAGUGAAUUUUUAACAUAGGAACAUGGCUGCACUGUUCCAUAAGAAUUUAUGAAUAGCUUUAACAACCGAGUGAAACUUUCUACUUUCGUAAUUGUUCCGAUUUGGAAAAACAAUCCCGAGCACCUCUGUAGUGGAACUUUGUUUCAAAAACUCUCUCUAAAACAGACAACAACACACACUCUGAAUUAGUAGCAACUACCUGCACUACUUUGAUUCAUUUGCCUAACGAAUUUUAAGGAACACAAAGAUAGCAACACACACAUUGUUUUCGAAGUGAACGUAGCUUAGGUUAGUGGUCUUUUUAGGUAUUACUUAAACCUAAUCUUAACCGAAGAUCGGACUCCAGGGAGAUGAUGAGAACACAAUUUUUCCAUUUGUCAACUCGAAAGAACUUAUUACUGAAGCCUUUGAAAAACUUUUUAACUCCAAUUGUAGUAAAAAAUGUAGCCUGCAAUAUAUACAUAUUAUAUAUAUAUACAAUUUAAACCAAUAUUAUGCAUGUGUAUGCCUCUAAAUAGUUACAUUUGUAUAUAGAUAUUGCCUAACUAACUAAAUUCUAGUCUAUUUUAACGUACUACCAAGCUCUGCGAUGCGACUAAGCUUGUCUCUAAAGCAAAAUCUAAAAAGAAAAACAAAAAAAAAAAAACAAAAACUUAAAGCAUUAAUCCUCGAUCCUAACUAGUUGCUAACUGCUCUUUAGUUUUAAGCAUAAGACUCUACUGAAAGUCCAAAAGUUGUUGUUGAUUUCUAAAAUCAGAUUCGUAAGUAGUGCGCAGCAGCUACCAAUCUAUCAUGUUUCAAAGAAAACCAACCCUAUUCUAAUUUCUAAUACGCAAGUACUUACUACUACCACAAUGUGUAAUAAGUCUCAACUUAUCUGACUACCUAGACUAAGCUUAGCUAAUGAUAGAUGAAAUCAAAAAGUGGAUGAGAUACUGAGCCCCAAAAAUUACAACCAAAUCUGAGGGCAGUCAGCCAGAUAUAUGUAAUUUCCGACCUUCUGCUGCUGCUUCCCCCAACUGAUUGAUGGCGCCAGUCGAUCUUAACUGCUUGAAGACACAGCCAAGAAACCAAAACAUGCAAGAGAGAAAAGUUUUUUAACUAAAUGUAACAAUAAAUGAAUUUUUGUAAAUUAUUUUUGUCCGUCCACAUUGUUAGCUUUCAUAACAUACAACAAGAACAUAUAUACUUACAAAUAUACAAUAUAUAUAUAUAUAUAUAAUAUAGAAAGAGCCGAUACUGAUACGAUAACGCAAGAACAACAAUUUUGAAAGCAUCGUUCAAGUUCGAAUUAAUAAACACAGGCGGCGGUUGGACGAUGAAUGUACAUACACCAGCUCGAAUCCGUGUGUACAGCACAUUGGAACAGAGACACUUACCUCUAGCAGUCCCAAAAAACCACAAAGUAAAUAACAAAAACUCACAAAAACCCAAGUGCAAAGAAAGCAACUUCAAGUGCGAAAUGUGCAAAUGGGCUGUAACUUGACUUCUAGCCGACGAUUAUUUGUCACAACCAGAAGUGCAGUUGUUGAGGGUGGGUGGAAUUUAGGAUCUAUCACAUUGUUAACUAUUUAACUACGAACUAUUAUACUUAAUUCGCACUAUUAUAUUACUCUACGAAACUUUGAUUGCAUUUUGCUCUAACUUAACUAUGUAUAAAUCUGAUAAACUGAUUCGAAAUGAAGACUAAAUACGAUUUCACUACUCAACUGACUUAAGAAUUGCAAUCAAUUUUGUUAACUGUUUAGGCAGGGUGUUAGACAUUUACCAGCUGAAUACUAAAUGCAAUUAAUUGCAAUAUUUGCACAUACUACACACACAUACUAUACACACACAAAACACACUCUGGCUCACAAAAAAAAAAUAAUAAAAAAUAAUAAAAAAAUAAAUACACAUACACAUACACACAAUUUAUAAACCUCAAAGUAGCAACCUGAGUGUGUUUUAAUGGAAGAAAGUCUUUUUAGAUAGAGGGAGGCCAAAAGGCAAAGAAAACUUAAGUACCUUAAGCCAAUUGGCACUAAAACUAAACUUAAAUCUAACAAACAAUUAUAAAUACCUUAUUAACAGACCAUGUAUCUAUAUAUCGAAGUGGCGGUAGGGCAACUCCCGGGCCUAGUUUUGUUUGAAUUUAUUUUUCUUCAAUUGAACUUAAUCUAAUGCAACACCAAAAUUGUUGAUAUCUAACGAAACUUAUACAAUACGAAAAACUACUAUAGCUAAUGUAAUUGGAUAAUCGGAUAUUUGGUACUCACAUAUCUGUUAGAUAAUUUUAUACCUAUCUUCGUCCUAAUAGAACUUCUAAGUGCGGCGCAUGUACGAAGCAAGCAUUCUUCUUCAACUUCAACUAGCUAACUAACCACCAAAGCAUCCAACUUUGUCCCAAGAACUCCAAAAUUCAUCCAAUUGAACUGUUUGUUUCCGACUUUCAGCUUAAUAGACCAGCAAAUAGGAACGGAUAUGAAACUGUUAACAAAACUUUUAAGCGAAAUAUACCUAGCGUGUAAUCUUUUUAAAUAUUAUACCUUACUUGUAUGGGAUACUUAGCAUGAACUAUACACAUAUAUUCGCAAAACUAAAGAAUGUUUAACAAAUCAACGUAUUAUAUAUGUACAGACACAGACACAGAUACACCCCAAACUAAAAAAAAACACAAACAAAAUAUAGAGUUAUACAUAUAUUGUAAAACGACUUUCCAGUUUCUGUAAAAUUGUAAUUACAUCCAAUAAAGUUUAAUUCAACACUUUAA
Molecule: messenger RNA, 9226 nt
Organism: Drosophila gunungcola (fruit fly)
Lineage: Eukaryota; Metazoa; Arthropoda; Insecta; Diptera; Drosophilidae
Exons: 21
Coding region: 347-6385 (2012 amino acids)
Biological process (GO): regulation of transcription by RNA polymerase II
Cellular component (GO): nucleus
Molecular function (GO): double-stranded DNA binding; protein binding; transcription coregulator activity
Source: RefSeq, a predicted model, not a curated record